Molecule: messenger RNA, 1881 nt
Organism: Rotaria sp. Silwood1
Lineage: Eukaryota; Metazoa; Rotifera; Eurotatoria; Philodinida; Philodinidae
Source: the annotation of a GenBank genome assembly
AUGGAAAAAGGAAUUUCUUUAACUUGCACCGAAACAAGACAGUCAUUAGAUACAGAUGAAUUAGGGCCAUUGCCAAUGUGCCCAAGACAAAGCUUUACAACUGAUGUAUUACGUGGUCAAUAUCUCAAGUCAUGGAAUUAUCCUGUUGAAAUGGAUCCAUGGACAGAUUUAUCUAAAUGCAUGAAAUUUAUAGCAAGAAAUGGAUGUAUUGGAAAAUGUCGACCUAUUUGGAUGCAGCGCACUCUAGAUUGUAUAUCACGUACUGCAACACCAAAACAAAUAGUUCAUAUGCUGAAUGGCUAUGCUGAUUUAUACAACCUCGAACUUAAUAUUAUACAAUUUACUGAUGAUCUUCCCAUCUAUAAUCAGGAUAUUCGUGCAUAUCGGGGAACUUCGAGCAAAAUCAAACGACAGAAGCAUCAUCGUAAUAUUGCUUAUAUCAUGUAUGAUUCUAAAAAAUCCUUAUUUGCUCCAUGGUAUGCCACUCAUGCUGAUGGUCGACCUCAAACAUGUUUUGCUGCUGACGAUGAAAUUAUUAUGGAUCAUAUAGUGAAAUUAAUUAAGGAACGAAAUUUUGAGAUAUCUCAAAAUUCAGCUUCACAGACAGAUCAUAUGAUCGGCAACGAUGAUAUUUCAACAUAUCGUGAAGAAUCACAAAAAACAGAUAAUUUAGACGCUCGAUUUCCUUCAAGAUCAACUGUUCAAAAUCAAUUUGUUGUGAUCAAAUCCAAAGACAGCAGAAGUGAUAUUCAUCAUGCUUCUCAAAUUAUUGUUCAAUCGGAUUCAUAUAUUUUUUCGGAAGAAAUUACGACAGAUCCAAAAGAUUCAAUCGGUAAUAAUUUCAAUUUAUUAUUUGGUACAGAUUCAGGUGGAAAAGUAUACGAACAAUUUGAAAUCAUGACAAAAUCUUUGAAUCAACUCCAACAUCGUCAUCAACAAGUUGAUGAUACUACAUCGAUGGAAACAGAUGAUCGACAACUGUCGACUAAUGAAAUUUUGAAAGAAGGAGAAUGGAUUUCGAAAAACGUUAUGACAAAUACGGCCCAAAGUAAAACUGGCCACGCAAAAAAUCAUAUUUGCUCUUCGAAAAAUAUUGUUUCCCAUAUUCCCAUCUGUUUAUUUCAAAGUACAACGAGACCAGCAACAAUAAUCAGGCCAGAUGUUCGGACAAGCCAUGGUUCAGUAGAAACUUAUGAUGCACCAAAUGUGAAAAGACAGCCAAAACAUCAUCGACGUGUUCGCAUGUUACAGGAUGUAGCAAAUAAGAAAUGUCCACUUGUGCAAGCAGGUGAAGGCAAGAAACAAAGAAAGUAUCCUGAGAUAGAAGUACCUAGUUACGGUGAUGGCGUACAACUUUAUGUUCGUGUUCGAGUUGUCACAGAAAAUCGACAUCGACAUCCUUGCCAAACAGUUGUACCUGAAAAUGUGCGUGUUGAUUGGACAUUAAUGCAAGAUAAAAAUGAACGAAGUUGUUUACAGUGUAGUUCGGAUAGUUUUGAUCCAGUAACUGAAUCUGUCUUUUUAAUAAUUACUGAUGACGAACGAAAAACUCGUCGAAAAAUGCAAUAUGGCCCAUCAAUGACAGAAAUUAUUGAACGUGAAAAUCUUCGACUAUGCAGACUUGAAUUUCAAUUAUGUAUACAAAUUACUUCUAGUCAAUAUCAGCUUGUGUCACAUCCUUCCUAUACAUCAGUCAUUGAACUACAGGAUGGAGAUGUAACUAUCGAUUCAACUAAGAUCGAACCAAAAGAAUUAUGUGAAUUGGGUGGUGAAAACAUUACUGUACCAUUAAGUGUUAUAAGUCGUAAAAAAGGUAUGAUUACAAAUAUGGAUAAAUAUCAAUUGGAUUUAAUUGAAAAUUCUUCUAGAUUUUCACAUUGA